This is a messenger RNA of Daphnia magna, 839 nucleotides long. RefSeq lists its product as uncharacterized. The record is from RefSeq and is a predicted model, not a curated record. Bases 12 to 647 code for a protein of 211 amino acids. Lineage: Eukaryota; Metazoa; Arthropoda; Branchiopoda; Diplostraca; Daphniidae. The transcript is spliced from 3 exons.
AAUUGUGCCAAAUGACACCAUCUGCUCCACAUGGAACUUCCUCUAUUCAUAACAAUGGUUUUGAGGUUGGUUGUUCUUUACCAGGGUCCUCUACACAAACCGAUUCAUCACAUUUUACUCUGGAGAAUACAAGAUCGCUCAAUCAACUGACGCAAACGACACCACUUACUACACAUGGAACCUCAUCUAUUCAUACCAAUUGUUUUGAGGUCGAUGGUUCUUUACCAGGGUCCUUUACAGAAACCAAUGCAACCGACGAUUCACCACAUGUUCCUCUGGAGAAGAUUAGACCGCUCACCCAAGUGUGCCAAAUGACUCCACUUGCUCCACGGAAAAGAUCCAGCAAUCGUUUAGGGAGUACUAGAAUCAUAACGGAUACUCCAGAAAAAGACAAAAUCGAAGAAGACCAAAGAAGGAAGGAGGAAAAAGAAAAAAAAAAGGAAGAAAGAGAAAGGAAAAAGUUGCUACCUCGGAAUAUUAUGAAGCCAUCAGCAUCAGUCAGAAAACGGAAGAAAAGUGAAACACGUGAAAAGGAAAACAAUGUAUCGAAUGAUAGUGGUGAGGAAUACGUACUGCCAAUCAACAUCAACCAACACAGAACUAGAGCUGGCCGACUUGUUCAGCGAAGGACAAUUACGGAUUUGUAAAAGUUUAUGGUUCUGUCUUCAAAUCAAUUCAUAUGCCUCUCCCACAUAAUCUGUUCAAGCCAUCUAUCAUGCCUUCCAUUUCUUAUCUUUAUGCUCAUAAAUAUUCACAAAUGUUCUUAAAUUGAAGAAAACAAAGAAAAUGUGAUAAAUUGAUUAAUGAUUGUAAGAAAGCCGUUACUUUUUUACAGUAUU